AUGAGACAGCAAGGUAUGUGUGAAGAAGAUAUCAAAUUUCGGACUGCCCUGGAGAAUUUGCGAUACAAAGCAUGUACCCAGGAGGAUAUAACAUUGCUCAAAAGUCGUGUUGCAGGCCCAUUGCCUCACCAACCAAAGCUCAGUGAUCCAAUAUAUCGAGGAGUUCCCAUAAUAACUGCUCGAAAUGUUCAUAGGGAUAAGAUAAAUGAAAUGGGAGCUGCACGAUUUGCUCUUGACACAGGUCAGGAGCUGAUAUGCUUCAAUUCCAAAGAUAAGUGGGCCAGACGUAAGGAUCUCGAAUCCUUGAGGGCAACUCAGAGAGCCCAUGAAAAAACCCUAGACUUGAUUCGCUCCCAUAACAUAGUUGAUCCUGCCAUACAGAAGAUGCUUUGGGACCUUCCUCCAUGCUGCACGGACAAUCAUGCUGGAUCAUUGAGCCUUUGCAUUGGUAUGCCCGUCAUGCUCAAAUAUAAUGAAGCCACAGAGCUGUGUGCAACUAAUGGUGCAGAGGCAACCGUGGUGGGGUGGCUGGAAGCUCUCUCUGAAGAUGGCCACAGAUAUUUAGACACUCUGUUCAUAAGACUGCAGAAUCCACCUCGAGUACAGCAUCUACCAGGGCUGCCUGAAAAUGUUAUACCAAUUGUUCCAUCAUCUAAGACCAUCACAUGUGACACACAAGCGGCGAAAAAGCCGAGGAUUGAAAGAAAGCAAGUCCCGAUUCUCCUCAAUUUUGCAAUGACAGACUUUUGCUCUCAGGGUCGUACCAGGCCAGUUAAUCCAGUUGAUCUCCAUAACUGUGGUGGCUUUCAAUCUGCAUAUACCUGCUUGUCAAGGGGUACUUCGUUAAAGUCAACAAUCAUCAUCCAACCAUUUGAGGAGUCCCUUCUCAGGGGAGGUGCUCCAGGCAAUAUACGGAGAGAAUUUAGGGAUUUGGAAAUUCUGGACCACAUCGGGUACCUUUACCACAGUGGAAGGUUGCAUAAAGAUAUACGUGGAGCAACAAGGCAUGCCUUAAUCAAGGCAUAUCAGAACAUCUAUGGGAAGAGAUCUGUGCCUUCUCAAGUUCACAGUGCAUUACAUUGGUCGUCCUGGUCUGACAAAGAUUUACAACCACCAAACCAUUGGAAUAAGUAUUCGGAGCCUUGGUUUAUAUGGCACAGAUCAUCUGAAGAACAUGCAAAGGUAAAGGAAAAAUUCUAUGGUCACCAGAAACCUCAGAACUCUGUGGAACAAGUGAUAAAACGUGGCAGCCCAGAUACCAAUAUCACAGAUAAAAUGGAGAAAAAGCGAAAAUUUAUAGACAUGAUGAACCCUGUAGAUUCUCAUAUCUUCCGUCCUGUGGGCUUUGUCUGGGAUCCUGUGGACUGGAGCUGUGCAUACGACAGCACUCUUCUCAUACUGUAUAAUCUGUAUAGGGAAAUAGGCGCCUCUGCAUUCAAAGAACUGUUACCAUCCACUGCUCCUGUCAGAUACCUCCAAAGAAAGAUGCACUUUUGCAUAAAUCAGCAAAGCCAAGAAUCCAUGGAAAUUAUGAGAAAUGAUAUACGGGAUUAUCUCUCUGCAAUGAAUAAUAUGGAGUUUCCAAGGCAUGGUCAAGUGCCUGCAUCUGCGGCUGCAGUAGCUGCAACAUUUGUGCAACCUAAAAGCAAGAAUGCAUUAUUCACUCGGUCUUGUUGCGGAAACCGGAGAGAUAAAAGAAUCGGUACUGCUGUAUGGUAUGCAGAUAAUGAUUUAUUGCAUCAGUCACAACGACCGCCCUCUGCAGAAAUCAUGCAGGAAUCUAUAAGCAGUUCCAGGUGGAUAGAGCUAAUUUCUCACCGCUACCGUCCCAGUCACAUUUGCUCCACGUGUAAUAAACCGAUGUUGGAAACUAUAAAUUUCACAGACCCUCCCAGAAUGAUGAUACUUUCCUUACCUCCUGAUAACACUGCAUCUAGGACUACUGUGGAUAAGGUUUUAUCUAUGACUUGUGGCUUAACAAAUAUCACAUGGAAGCUGCGUGGCAUAGUUUACUUUGGUAAUUUACACUUCACAUCAAGGUAUAUUGACAGUGGAGGAAGGAUAUGGUACCAGGAUGGAAUGGCAACAAGGGUAUGUCUCCAAGAACCGGCAAGUACACCUCUGGAGGAAGCUCAUGGUGCAGCUGCAUCACUUCUUGUAUAUAUGCAUUGCUAG
Messenger RNA from Punctularia strigosozonata HHB-11173 SS5, 2175 nucleotides. RefSeq lists its product as uncharacterized. Bases 1 to 2175 code for a protein of 724 amino acids. The transcript is spliced from 2 exons. NCBI's taxonomy places the organism in Eukaryota, Fungi, Basidiomycota, Agaricomycetes, Corticiales, Punctulariaceae. The record is from RefSeq and is a predicted model, not a curated record.